This is a messenger RNA of Gamsiella multidivaricata, 2296 nucleotides long. Its product is annotated as mate-domain-containing protein. Gene Ontology annotation, cellular component: membrane. The record is from RefSeq and is a predicted model, not a curated record. Gene Ontology annotation, molecular function: antiporter activity; xenobiotic transmembrane transporter activity. Lineage: Eukaryota; Fungi; Mortierellomycota; Mortierellomycetes; Mortierellales; Mortierellaceae. Gene Ontology annotation, biological process: xenobiotic detoxification by transmembrane export across the plasma membrane. Bases 416 to 2233 code for a protein of 605 amino acids. The transcript has 2 exons.
CUUCAAUUCAAAAUUAUAUUUCGCGGUUUACCAAUGCUUUCGACUCUAUGUGUUAUGAGUGUGUUGAGGCAGUGUGGUAAUCAAGUUCAGACUGCGAAUCAAAAGAAAAACCCCAGUUGAAUCUUAUUGAAUACAUCCCGAACAUCCACGAGUGUGAUGCGGCAGCAGCAAAUCACAGCAAUCGAUCAGAGAUUAAAGCCAGCAGCCAGUAAGCUACUUGGAUGGCCGACUUUUCUUAUCAUCCUUCCUACUACUCCUCCUCCUUUUUUCAUCCCUUCACUCUCUGACACUUUUUUCGUCUCUGCUUUCAACAUCCAUAUACCAGCAUUCCUCAUCCCCCAUACUUCCCUUCAGCUUUUGACAUAACCUCUCCUUAUCGACCGGUAGUCUUUCGUUAACUACCAACCUCCCACACAUGUCCUCCUUCCCGAAACACUCUUUCGAGCAGGCGUACGACCAUGCCUUCCCUCCAAGUCCUCCCUCCGCACAUUCACACCAUAAUAACCACCAUAAUCGACGGACAGAAGACGGAUUAGGCACCAUCUCCGAGCGAUCGCCUCUGAUCACCAAGGCGCCUCUUGGCUCGACCUCAUUCACCAACCACAACGAUCCCGCAUUAUAUACCUCAAACGAUUCUUCGUCAUCCUAUGCCGCUGUCGCUGCUGCUGGUAAUCAGUACGACGGGAGACUGCCCGGGAAUGCAGCGAGGCAUGAUAAGGCCGCUAGCUCGACAGAGACGCUCCUGGACCCCAACGGAGGACAUGGACAGGAAGACGAUGGAGAAAGCGGCAGGAGCGAGUAUUACUUAUCGAUCCGGGAGUUGACGAUAAGGGAGUUCAAGAUUUUGUUGAAGUAUUCGGGUCCGGUCGUCUUGACGUAUGUGUUGCAGAACUCACUGCAGCUCGCUAGUUUGAUUUCUCUCGGACAUCUUGGAUCCAUUGAAUUGGCUGCUUCGUCGUUGGCGUCAAUGUUCGCGGCGGUGACAUGUUGGUCUGUCUCUCUCGGCACCGCCACAGCACUCGACACGCUCUGUUCACAGUCCUACACCAGUCAUCACCCCCACACUCUCGGACUACACCUUCAACGUGCGAUUCUCGUCCUCAUGCUCCUCUUCAUCCCAAUCGCCGGCGUCUGGCUCUCGUCUGAAUACAUCUUCAUCCUUCUCGGACAGGAACAGGCCCUUGCUGAACAUGCGGCUAUCUUCUUGAAGGGUCUCCUUCCCGGCGCUCCAGCAUUCCUGAUCUUUGAGUGCGUGAAGAAAUACCUCCAGGCCCAGGGAAAUAUGCAUGCGUCGACCUAUGUGCUGCUGAUCGCGUCCCCGAUUAACGUGGUCCUGAAUUAUGCGCUCGUGUGGCAUAAGUAUAUUGGAAUCGGAUAUAUCGGCGCGCCAAUUGCAACAAGUAUCUCGUACUGGAACAUGCUGCUCCUUUUGUUGCUCUACAUCAAGUUCGUGGAUGGAUCCCAGGGCUGGGGAGGAUGGACGCGCGAAUGCUUGACAGGCUGGCCGUCGUUCUUGAAGUUGGCGUUGCCGGGCGUGAUGAUGGUCUGCACGGAAUGGUGGGCAUUUGAGGUCGUGUCCUUGGCGGCUUCCUAUCUGGGCACGGUUGCAUUGGCGGCUCAGUCGGUUGUAGUGCAGACAUCAGGAUUGCUAUACACGAUCCCGUUCGGAAUCUCGAUUGCGGCUUCGAAUCGAGUGGGCAACUUGAUCGGAAUGGGCGAUGCCAGGUCUGCGAAGGUCUCGUCAAGAGUCUCGAUUGCGCUCGCGAUUAUCUUUGGCAUGGUAAACUCGACCACGCUGAUCAUUUUCAAGGACCGAUGGGGCCGACUAUUCAGUGAGGACGCAGAUGUGGUCAAGACUGUGGCCAUGGUCUUGCCGUUGGUGGCCUUGUUCCAGAUCAGCGACGGAUUGGCGGGCGUUGGAGGAGGAGUUUUGAGAGGUGUCGGACUUCAGCAUCUGGGAGCGUAUCUGAACCUGAUUGCCUAUUAUUUGGUGGCCUUCCCGUUGGGGUAUGUGAUGGCGUUCACGAUGGGAUGGGGACUGAAGGGGUUGUGGUCAUCAUUGUGUGUGGCCCUCUGGAUGGUCGGAUUGGGAGAGCUAUGGGUGAUUUAUAAGACAAAUUGGGAGUCCGAGGUCGUGAAAUGCAAGGCGAGGAAUGAUCUUUUGGCGAAGCGGAGGAGCUCUAUUUGCGAAGCCGAGGCGCUCGAGGAGGAGCGAAGGAUGUUGAUCGCCUAGGCUAGACACAUAUAUAUAUACAUACACAUAGAACCACUCAUAUCAUUAAAUAACCAUAAGCAU